This is a messenger RNA of Magallana angulata, 741 nucleotides long. RefSeq lists its product as uncharacterized. The coding region runs from base 89 to 460 and encodes 123 amino acids. NCBI's taxonomy places the organism in Eukaryota, Metazoa, Mollusca, Bivalvia, Ostreida, Ostreidae. The transcript has 5 exons. The record is from RefSeq and is a predicted model, not a curated record.
GAAACCAAAACUCUUGGAGAACCCCAUGAUUUAAUUUUCAUAUUAGAAAGGCAUAAGUGGCAGGUGAAGAAAGUAAGGAUUUCUAGUCAUGGAUUUGAACAACAUUACGUCAACGGUUUGGUCAUAUAUCACGUGGCCCCUCAGCUUUAUUAGUCAACCAAUCAAACAGCCUAUUUUAGGUGGAGUUUUUGGAUGGGCCAUUGUUUGGAUUAUCUUUCACAUUGGAUACACAGUCCUCGUGUACCUUGCAGUGCUGUUAAUUCUCUCUCUGGGCGCUGAAAAAUUUGGUAUUGUCACAAUCACCAUUCACUGGAAACGAAUUUCCGAAUUAAUGAGGAGUACGGGGGUGAAGGAUUCAACCGAUGGAAAUUUUCCACGAAAGAUCCAGGACUUCGCGUCCGACAAUUGGAUGUUUUCUGUUGGAUUGAUUUUUGGGGUCGUAAUAGGGAUGAAGAUAUGAUGACUGAAGUAAAAACAUCAGAACACAAUACUAGUUUGCAUUUUUUUCCUCUUUGUAAUCUAUCAGCAGAGUGGAGAGUGUAACGAAAGGCCGGGCUUUUGCUACUCGAUCUCCAUGCAUAAGUUAAUUUAGGAUAAAACUUUUUUCCAUGCGCGACUAUUUUCGCAUUUAGACAGUUGAAUCCACGCAUCGAUGGUUAGUUGCCAAUCAAGCAGAGUUUGAACUUCAACUUCGUUUAUGUACAUGUAACAUUAGAAUUAGAAGAUUAAAGAGAUCUAAAA